GUCAUGAACUCUAACCCAUGUUUUCAACGACAUCAUUCACCUUCAUUAUACCGCUUCUGUCAUUAUUGGAAAGGGAUCGAAUUAAACUAAUUGUGUUCCAAUUCCUUACAAUGCAUAUGCUAUGCACUCCAAUUUUCAUGCCCAGCAUUGUGAAUGGAAUUUUGUUAUGUAAGAACACUACUCCAUCACCCAGGGUGCAACUCCCGGGCGGAUUACAGACUGAAAUUUCAUCGCUUGGAAAAGCUGAGACUUUCUUGUUGAUUCGAGUGAAUGGUGUUGUGUCUUCGACAUUUGAGUUCUGCAACAAUCAUCCAUUUUGGUCGCAGUCAUGUCAACACUUUCGGCACUGAAGGAUCGCAUUGUCGGUCUGCCCUCCAAGUUCACGGGUGCCGAAAAGCAAAGCGGACAAUUUCUACGUCUUUUACUCUCGAGCGACCCAGAACCCCUCGAUUAUGCUCUCCUUGUGGUUGGAUUCAUUGGCUCGGUUGCUUCUGGGGUUCCAUUUUCGCUACUAGGUAUCUUGUUCGGCCAACCGGUAGACGACCUCAACUCAACAUCUUGUAAUACUUCCUCGGCAGAUGCAUCGUCACUCUCAAACAGCGUCGUGACGAAAGUGUUAGAUGUUAUUUACGUGACAAUUGCAAAUUUCUGUUUGAUUUAUUUACAUACUGGGUGUUGGAGUCUUCUCGGUGAGCGUCUCGUUAGACGCCUGCGAAUGAGAUACUUGGAUGUUCUUCUACGUCAAGAAGUGGCAUUUUUCGACACAUUAACAUCUGGUGAAGUAGCUUCACGUCUCGAUGUCGAUCUUCAAACCAUUCAAACAGGAACUUCUGAAAAGGUCGGAAUAUUCAUUGCCAGUAUCUCUUAUUUCGUCACCUCAUUUGUUGUGUCUUUCAUCAAGAGUGCAAGAUUAGCGGGUAUGCUCAUUUCUUUAGUACCAGUCUAUCUUUUGAUGGCAUUGGUGGGAGGACACUUCACCCAAAAGUAUGCAAGCCGAGUCUCAGACCACGUAGCAGCAGCUAAGGCUAUUGCUUCGGUAGGGCUGUCAAACAUGUCUUUGGUUCAAGCUAUAAGUGCCAGUUCUCGCUUAAAAGCUAUAUACGCUCCUCAUAUCGGUGCAGUACAAAGAGAAGGGAUCAUGAAAUCUAUUAUUGCAUCUGUUCAGCUUGGUUAUUUGUACUUUAUUGCUUACUCCGCCAAUGCUCUCGCUUUCUGGUAAAGAAGCAGAGAAAUUUCUGCCUCUAUUGACAGCAGAUCUAGGACAACAGUAGGAGCUAUAUACACCGUCAUUUUCCUCCUUGUUGACUGUGAGUUGUUCAUACCCCUUGUUAAGAUGUCCUUGCUAAUGAUAUACAGCCUCUUUCAUCGUUAGUCAAGUUGCCCCUUUCAUGCAGAUAUUUGCAGCAGCCAGUAGCGCAUUCAUAAAGUUGGUUGCAACAAUCAAUAAGCCCUCUUUAAUCAAUGGAACAACCACAAGGGAAGGUCAAAUCUUUACUACAAUACUAGGGGAUCUGGAAUUCAGGAGGGUGGAUUUCGCGUACCCAUCGCGACCUGAAGUGGUGGUUCUUAAGUCAUUCAGCUUGAGGAUCCCAACCAACAAACACACUGCACUUGUCGGUCUCUCUGGUAGCGGAAAAUCUACUGUUGCAGCUUUAGUUCAACGUCUUUACGAUUCGAUCCACGGUGAUGUCUUCCUCGGUGAACAUAAUAUGAAAAGCAUCAAUUUCAAGUGUGCGAGAAGUUUCAUUGGAACAGUCGCUCAAAAUUCGACACUUCUUAAUCGAUCAGUACUCGAAAAUAUCGCCUAUAGUUUGGUCAAUUCGCCACCUCCAGAACAUGUUGAGCUUAGAGAGAAAUUAUUAGAUUCAAGCUUGCCAGAUCUUGCUCAUGCCAUCCGUGAAGGAGACGAAUCCUGAAGAGGCUAUUGCCGCUAGCUCAAGCAAAGUUCAGACAAUAGUCAGACUUGUACGAGACGCAGCGACGGAAGCUGAUGCUCUUGGAUUUAUUAAUCGAUUGCAGUACGGUAUGUCUACAGCCGCUGGUCCUGGAGAUAAUCGACUUAGUGGUGGUCAAAAACAACGUGUCGCCUUGGCUCGUGCUAUUUUUCGCCGUCCAUCGAUUCUACUCCUCGACGAAGCGACUGCAUCUUUAGAUUCUGCCAGUGAGCAUCUGAUUCAAAUGGCUUUGGAAAGAGUUAGUGAAGGAAGAACCACCAUCUCGAUUGCUCAGAGACUGUCAACAAUUAGGAACGCAGAUAAUAUUGUAGUUAUGAGUCAGGGUGAGAUCCUUGAGCAGGGUACAUAUCCUGAUUUAAUUGCUCGAGAUGGCGCUUUCGCGAGCCUAGUCCGACUCCAGACACUCUCCUCCUCUGAUGAACCGAUAUCUGAGAUUCAAACCCAGGAUUUCAAUGAAGACGAAGAAUAUCUGCAAGAAAAGAUUGAUAAUACUGUUAGUUACUCGCACACAUCUUUAGAUAUCAUACUAACCGACACAGGAAUUAGCAAAGGUCAAGUCACUGGACAAUGCACGAAAAUCUACGCCAGUUGCAGACCACAGCGACUCUGACGAAACACUCGCGCCCGGAAACGAUAAAGCUGCAAAUAAAGGCCGAUCAUUCCUCUCUACAUUCCUUGGUAUUUUAUCUAUGGCUAGACCACAUUUACAAUUUGUUUUCUUGGGUAUUGCCGGUGCUAUGUAGUAGGUGGCUCAUAUUCUGGAGAAGCUGUACUUUUCGGUCAUACUGUCAGCAGUUUAAGCCCAUGUCUCAGCGCAGGCAGUAUCCGUAGUAAUGGAAGUCUAUACGGGUUAUUAUUCUUUGUUUUGGCUUUGGCGGAAUUCUUUGCCAACGUUAUCAGCGCAUCUUCCUUCCGUCGUGUUUCAGAGAAACUACUCUAUCGUGUCCGUAUUUUGGCACUCAAGUCUCUUUUCGCACAACAUAUUCAAUGGCAUGAAUCAGAAAGUAGGAGUCCUGGUACCCUUAUCUCUUAUAUCAGCAGUGAUGCAAAUGCAUUAAGUGGUAUCACUGGAACCCUUCUUGGAGUUAUGCUGUCGAUUAUUGUUUCCAUGGUCUCUGGAAUCAUCCUUGCACAUGCCGUCGCGUGGAGAAUUGCUAUCGUACUGCUUGCCACCAUACCAGUUCUACUUUCAUCCGGUUUCUUAAGAUUGAAACUUCUCGCCAAGUUCCACGAGAGGCAUCAAAAGGCUUUCUCUAAUUCGGUCGCUAUUGCUACUGAGGCUGUUUCGGCCAUUAAGACAGUUGCGAUCUUUUCACUUGAAGAAGAAACUGUCCAGGUUUUUAACCGGUCACUGAAAGGUCCUUAUACCGCAACAUUAAAGACAAUUGCAUACGGAAAAUUCUGGCUCGCCAUGGCGUACAGUAUGAGUAACUUUGUUUACGCACUAGCAUAUUGGUGGGGAGCUCGAAAUGUCGCAGAAGGACUUUAUAAUCAACAACAAUUCUUCACAGUUCUACCUGCUCUUCUUUUCGGUGCCCCAAUAUGUGGACAAAUGUUCUCUCUCGCUCCUGAUAUUUCUAAAGCCGGAGUAUCAGCAGCAUGAGUACUUGAUUUGAUAGAUAUCGGUCCUGAAAGUCUUCUUCAAUCUAAAAACAACCGAGCAACAAAUGAUCCGGAAGCGUCUCAAGGAAUGAUUGAGAAGCAACCCAUCAGAUCAGGUAGUCUCGCCGUACGCUUCAACAAUGUUCGUUUUUCUUACCCCGCUCGCCCAGAUAUCGAAGCUCUGAAAGGUCUCGCCAUAAACAUCACUCCUGGUACAUUCUGUGCACUCGUUGGAUGUUCUGGAGCCGGUAAAUCAACCAUCAUCGCCCUCCUUGAACGUUUCUAUUCUCCAUCAUCCGGCAGUGUCGAAAUUGACGGCCGAGACAUUUCCAAGAUUGACGGCGUCUCAUUCCGCGAUGAUAUUGCACUCGUCCCCCAGGAAAGUGUCCUAUUCGAUGGCACCGUCCGCUUUAAUCUCGAACUUGGCGCUUGUACUGGGCACACCCCAAGCAUGGAGGAAAUUGAAUCUGCAUGCAACUUAGCCAACAUUCACGAUACCAUUGUAUCUCUACCCGAAGACUACGAAACCCCUUGUGGUUCAAAUGGAGGCCAGUUUUCCGGCGGUCAACUCCAACGUCUCUCUAUUGCUCGUGCAUUGCUUAGAAAGCCACGUUCAUUACUUCUUAUGAAUCGACUUCAGCUCUCGAUGCUAGAUCUGAGAAGUUGUUUGAGGAGGCAUUGGAGAAGACGGCAAAAGGUGUUACGGUUAUUGCUAUUGCUCAGAGAUUGAGAACAAUCAAGAAGGCGCAGACAAUUUUUGCAAUUGAUGCGGGUAUUUUUGUGAACCAAGGGAGUCAUGACGAAUUAGUGCUUAGAAAUGAGGAGUACAGAGCUAAUGCUGCCUUCCAGACAUUGUGAGUUAGUGUAGUUGCAAAAAGGGAUCAAGGGCAAUUGGUGCUUAAGGAGGAGGGCUGAGGUUGGAGUCUAACUGAAAAAAUAUAUAUGGAUAGAAUGGGUAGCAUUUGCAUCCUUAUAUCGAUCAACCAAUCAUCAUCACGAUGUUUUAGCUAUCAAAAAACCACAUCAAAAUGAUUCUUCUCUUUUGUACUCUAUCUGUAUGUAUUGAUUACACUUCGGCCACGCAUCUAUAUAGCCUUACUUUAGCAUACUAUACAUAAAUUAUAUCAACU
Sclerotinia trifoliorum is the source of this 4687-nucleotide messenger RNA. Lineage: Eukaryota; Fungi; Ascomycota; Leotiomycetes; Helotiales; Sclerotiniaceae. The record is from the annotation of a GenBank genome assembly.